Messenger RNA from Tilletiopsis washingtonensis, 2326 nucleotides. RefSeq lists its product as hypothetical. Gene Ontology annotation, cellular component: plasma membrane. NCBI's taxonomy places the organism in Eukaryota, Fungi, Basidiomycota, Exobasidiomycetes, Entylomatales. The record is from RefSeq and is a predicted model, not a curated record. Gene Ontology annotation, biological process: intracellular iron ion homeostasis; copper ion import; iron ion transport. The coding region runs from base 209 to 2215 and encodes 668 amino acids. The transcript has a single exon. Gene Ontology annotation, molecular function: ferric-chelate reductase activity.
CCGCCGUUCCUGCUCUUGCACCCUAUCUCUCCUCCCGGCCACUUCGCAGGCUGUCACUCGUCGGCUUCCGCUCCGCACAUGCUCUGCUUGGCGCCUGUGACUGCUCACUAAACGCUGCGCGCUUCGUGCCUGCUGCGGCAUAAGAAGCUGCUCGCACGCCGACGCCGGUCCUCCUCCUCCCUCGCACUCCUCCGUCCCACCUCGCGCAAUGGCCCUCGCGUCCGUGCCCGCCCUAGCGGCGCGCCACAUCCAGGACUACGGCGCCGCCAACACGACGCUGCAGCCGCACUGGGGCUACGCCUCGCGUGUGCUGCCGUGCACCAACGACGCCGGCUCGUGCGCCUACCUCGACCUCGUCUACGGCGCGCACGACCGCGGCAUGAUCUACACCGGCGUGAUCUACGCCACCGUCGGCGUCGUGCUCCUCGUCGCUGCCAUCUCGCACCGUGCACGGCGGCGCGCCGCGCUCGAGGACGAACUGCAGGCCGUUGCUGGCGCCGAGAAGACGAGCCACCAAUCCAGCGUGGCGCCAGCCUCCGCUCGCCUUGCCGGCGCCGCUGCUGCCUUCUCGCGCCGGCAUCUGCUGCUCGACACGGCCAACUCGCCGGUGCUGCGCCGCAUCUUCGGCCGCACGACGCGCCUGCAGCUCGUCAUCCUCGCCGGCAUCCUCGGCUACCUGCUGCUGUGGUCGUUCCUCGGCAUGACGUACCAGAUGUGGAUCACGCCCGUCAAGUCGCGCCCGGGCCUGCACAACACGCGCUCAACGCUCGGCCCAUGGUCGGACCGCGUGGGUGUGCUGGCCUUCGCCCUGACGCCCUUCUCCGUGCUGCUCGCCACGCGCGAGUCGCUCCUCUCGCUCGCGACGGGCGUGCCGUACCAGCACUUCAACUUCCUGCACCGCUGGCUCGGCCACAUCAUCUUUGUGCAGUCGGCGCUGCACACCAUCGGCUGGACCAUCAUCGAGGUGCGCCUCUACCAGCCGCAGCCGAGCGUGGCGCGCGAGUGGAUCCGGCAGCGCUACAUGAUCUGGGGCGUCGUGGCGAUGAUCCUGCUGCUGCUGCUCUGGGUCCUGGCGCUGCCCGUCGUGAUCCGCCGCACGGGCUACGAGUUCUUCCGCAAGGCGCACUACGUGCUCGCCAUGGUCUAUAUCGGCGCCUGCUGGGGCCACUGGGCGCAGCUCAACUGCUUCCUGAUCCCCGGCCUCGCGCUCUGGUUCGUCGACCGCGCCGUGCGCCUCGGCCGCUCGGCGCUGCUGCACUACAACUUCCUCUCGCCGGAGAGCACGCGCAUGGGCCUCGCCGCCGCACAGGCCAGCAUCACGCGCUUCCCUGGCAGCGGCAGCGAGGGCGACGUGCUGCGCCUCGAGUUCGAGCACCCGCAGCAGCCGUGGCGCGUCGGCCAGCACUUCUUCCUCUGCUUCCCCGAGCUGAGCCUCUGGCAGUCGCAUCCCUUCACGCCCGUCAGCGUGCCGCGCCUCGAGGACGGACACACACGCCACGCCUACAUCCUGCGCGCCAAGGCCGGCCAGACCAAGGCACUCGCCGCCCUCGCCGAGCGCAAGCUCUCUGCCGGACCCGACGCCAAGACUGCAGUCGUGCUCACCGGGCCAUACGGACGCGACGUCACCGCCGACAUCAAGCGCUCCGAGAACGUCCUCUGCGUGGCUGGAGGCACUGGCAUCACCUACGUGCUCCCAGCGCUGCUGGCGCUUGCGCGGCGGCGGCACAGCGGCGGCGGCGCGAGCGGCGCUCUGCAGCUCGUGUGGGUCGUGCGCCGGCACACGGACGCCGCCUGGGUCGAGCCGGAGCUGCAGGAGCUGCGGCAGUACGGCGAUGUCGAGGUGUGCGUGUGCGCCACGCGCGACGAGACGAGCACGGGCACGAGCGUCGCUGCGCUGCUGCCGUCGUCGAAGGAGAGCGCCGAGCUUGAGCUCUCGGACAAGGCCAGCGGCACAUCGCUCAGCCACGAGGGCGUCGCCGAGAUGGCGCUCGGCAGCAACGCGCAGGCGCAGCGGCGGCCCGACGUGGCGGCGCUGGUGCGUGCCUUUGCCGCGCGGCAGGCUGCCGGCGCCAGCGUCGUGCUCGCGAGCGGGCCGGGCGAGAUGCUGUCGGACGUGCGCGCGGGCGUGGCGGCGAGCAACGAUGCGGCGCGCGUGUGGCAGGGCGACGUGCGGCAUGCCGUGCGCCUCGAGUGCGACGAGCGCAUGGAGUGGUGAUGGAACAGCUGUCACGCAUGGGUAUUCAAUGUCAUCGUCGUGCAAGCAAGACGUGUGUGUGCGAGUGUGUGCGGGCGGUGGAGGUCGUGGUGCGGAACGAGGGACCGAUGU